This is a messenger RNA of Grus americana (Whooping crane), 1577 nucleotides long. RefSeq names its product regulatory factor X associated ankyrin containing protein (gene RFXANK). Gene Ontology annotation, molecular function: protein binding. Gene Ontology annotation, biological process: regulation of transcription by RNA polymerase II. Gene Ontology annotation, cellular component: nucleus. The transcript is spliced from 10 exons. The record is from RefSeq and is a predicted model, not a curated record. The coding region runs from base 320 to 1252 and encodes 310 amino acids. Lineage: Eukaryota; Metazoa; Chordata; Aves; Gruiformes; Gruidae.
GGGUGUGCGGGUUUCUGUGUGUGUGUCCGUCCCCUCCCCAAGUCAGCGGGGACCUGCUGCCCCACGGCCGCCGCCACCCCGUCCCGGUCCCACGGAAGGGACUGUCGCUUUAACGCCAGGCUUUCCGCCCCGCCCGGCCCCCGCGCCCUCAGCGGACAGGUGGAGCUGCCCGGGGCCCCCGCUGUGCCCCCCGCUCCCCUCGGGCAGCCCCCCGCCCCAGCCCGGCCGGGCCCUGCCAGGCCAGCCCGGCUGAGGCCGGAGGAAGGGGAAGUGCUGGGGCAGGACGCGGAGCGGGGAGGGGGGGGCCCUGCGCCGGAGGAUGCCGGGCUGCCCCAUGGAAGGUGAAGAAGCAGUCGCUUGUCUCGUGGGGACCCCCCCAAACGACGGGGAUGCCCAGGAGCUCUCGAAAGAGGGUGAAAAUGGAGCCGACGGAGCAGCAGCCACAGAGGAGCUGGCUGCGACCAGGGACAGAGGGGACAGUGGUGCCCUCCUGGGGUGUCUGCGGCCGGACCAGCACACACCACGCUUGGACCACGGGGACGGUGGAGCAGACCCUCUCCCGAAGUCCUCGACUCCCUCGAUGGACAGGCAGAGGAGCACCGAGCUCUCAGCCCUUGACAGCUUCCCCCUGAAGCACUCGAACACACUGACGAACAGGCAGCGAGGCAACGAGGUCUCAGCCCUCCCAGCCACGCUGGACACGUUGUCCAUCCACCAGCUUGCCGCCCAAGGAGAGCUCAGCCAGCUGAAAGAGCACCUUCGAAAAGGCGAGAACUUGGUAAAUAAACCUGAUGAGAGAGGUUUCACGCCACUGAUCUGGGCUGCAGCCUUUGGAGAGAUCGAAACGGUCCGUCACCUGCUGGAAUGGGGCGCCGACCCCCACGUGCUGGCGAAGGAGCGGGAGAGCGCCCUGUCCCUGGCCAGCAUGGGCGGCUACACCGACAUCGUCGUCAUGCUGCUGGAGAGGAACGUGGACAUCAACAUCUACGACUGGAAUGGCGGCACUCCUCUGCUCUACGCCGUGCGCGGCAAUCACGUCAAGUGUGUCGAGGCCCUACUAGGUAACGGGGAAGAUCCGCGCUUAGUCCUUGGCCUCGAAUCGCUGCUCGUUGCUCGCGGCGCUGACCUGACGACAGAGGCAGAUUCUGGCUACACCCCGAUGGAUCUGGCCGUGGCCCUGGGACACAAGAAAGUCCAACAGGUUAUCGAAAAUCACAUCCUCAAGCUAUUUCAGAAAAAGGAGCUGGAGUGACACGGCGGCUCGCGCUGCACUGCCGUGGCACCAGCGCUUCUCCCGGCCAACGCAGGGCUCUCCUCUGGGACCAACGCGGCCUCACCCAGCCGUCCCAAAACGGGCAGCGGCACGAUGCUUCAAGCGAGGAGCACGCGGAGGAAGCCAGGAACUGCCUGCCCUCGGUGGAUCUCUGCCUCUCCCGGAGGGUGGCAUGGCCACAGCGCCUCGCACCCGGGGACACUCAUUCCUCAGGGCAGCUGCAUUUCUGUUCUGUCCGGGCUCGGCUGCUUUGUGCGUUUGUGCAUUCAGGUAUUGCAUUAUUGGAAGUAAACUCUAAAGCAGC